Messenger RNA from Cherax quadricarinatus, 1608 nucleotides. Lineage: Eukaryota; Metazoa; Arthropoda; Malacostraca; Decapoda; Parastacidae. The record is from RefSeq and is a predicted model, not a curated record.
AGACUCCUGAUGAAGAAGAAGCAUUGUUCCAGGACACACGAACUGAACUCAAAAAAAUCAACGACAUUCUAGACAAACUCUCAGGAUUAGUAAACUCGGCAAACAACAAGACAAGAGUGAGGCAUCCCUCUGGGUGGGGUGUUGUCUCCCACGAUCCUGUCCUCACACGAGAUGCUGUCCUCACACGAGAUGCUGUCCUCACACGAGAUGCUGUCCUCACACGAGAUGCUGUCCUCACACCAGUACCUAAUGACAUAUGUGUAUACGACUAUGAAAAAUGCACAGAUCUAUGUAAUACUCUUACUCAGAUACAAAAUCUGAUGGAUAUUUUGUUGGCGAGUAUUGAUAACUGGGACCGGAGCGAUUAUAAACAUCUGAAACAAGCCGGAGAUGCUCUGUCAACGAACGAGGAAAAUGCAAGUCAAGAUGACAGUUUUUCUCAGAAGAUUGAUAAGGAUAACUUCAGUAAUUAUGUCCAGACCGUUCAGUCAGACGUGCAAAAUGGACAGAAAAGUGUAGAUGCUAAGCUGACAGAGUUGAAGAAAAUCAGAACAGACAGAGUGAUCUUCGUGUCAGUGAUAAGUUCUGUGGGAGGUCUUAUGAUAGUUGCUAUCGCUGCUGAAAUUAUCUUCUCCUCGUAUAAGCGCUAUAACACAAGUAAAGAAUCAUCCCUUAACAAGAGCUCAGACAAGGAAGAGUACAUGGAAAAUGCAUCACCAUCACCAAAGUCUACUCAGAAGCAACUGACCAAUCCAAAUGACAUAUACACCAGACCACAUGCCCCCAAGGAUGAUCGCCAUUAUUCUGCUCGAGAUUACAAGGACAUCCCUUCAGGAAGGCGAGAUCCAAGUUCCAGGCAUGAUCCAUACACAAGAAACGAAACCAACCACAGAACCAGUCCCUACCCCACGUCUAGCUCAAAGUACCAACAGGGAUACUCCAGAGACAGUUAUCGAGACUAAACUUAGUAAACUUACUAAAAUUUUGUCAUAUUAAUAUUAUAAUUAUGGAAAAGUGCUAAACUCAUAAGGGUUACAGUGUCUAACUGCCUACUUUCCAAGGAAAGUAGGCAGUUCCUACUACUUAGAUCAACCAUUCACUGUUAUCUAAGCCAUGAUAUUUGAUCCAAGAAGGGGAAUACAGGUCCAUUAUUAUUAUUAUAAGCAAGGGGGAAGCACUAAACUACAGGUCCAAUUUCUUAUAUCAUGAGCCCCUCGCUAGCCUCAAGGAACCUUCCUUGAGGGGUUCAUUAUUAAUGGGAGCUCUCUAAACUCUUAGGACUCGUGCAGUGCCUGGGGAAUGGGAAGUAGAUCCAUUCUUGAGGGCAAUUAAUCCCGACUCCAGAGCUCUUCACCAGCAUUACGGCACCUCCCACGAAGGCCACAUACUGUAUACAUGUAUAUAUGUUAUGUAUCAAGUGUAAUCCAAUAAGUUUCAUUAUAUUCAACACAAAGGGCUAAACCAAUAAGCUUUAUAUCAUUAUAAUUUUUUAAUGGUAGACAGAAAAUGUGUGCAUGUCUGCUAGAUUAUUUAUAGGGGAACUUUAUAAUAAAAAAGUGCUAAAACUACUAGGGUCAUACAGUGCUGUAUAUAGGGGGACUAUAGUCA